This is a messenger RNA of Sturnus vulgaris (Common starling), 3582 nucleotides long. NCBI's taxonomy places the organism in Eukaryota, Metazoa, Chordata, Aves, Passeriformes, Sturnidae. The record is from RefSeq and is a predicted model, not a curated record.
AGGCUGUAUUACAGCUCUCUAACCAGUCCCACAGCAUUGAAUGAUGUCAUGGGAUCUGCAGCUCAGCGAGAUGAAAGGGAUAAAGCGGAACCCGCUGGCACUGGGGAAAGCUUCCAACACACAAUCCACAACACAGCUUGGGAACUCAAAAGCUACAGAUCCAGCCACUCAACCCCAAGCAUUUCAGAAUCGUGUGCAUUCUCCCAGCACAAGGAACGAAAGAGGGGAAAGAGCUAGUGCAGAGCACUGAAAGGCAGAAUUUCAGUGCAACUACCUGCUGGAAAAGGAGCUCUUUUUCCUCGCCAAAGCACUGCCUUUGAUGAGGCAAAAGCAUUUAAUACAGAAGCUCCGGCGGUGUGAAAUUAAGCUGCAGAAACUCUGGCACUGGAAAACUUCAUCAGAUAACAGCAGGAGUUCUUUUACCAAGGUCUCCAAGACUGUAAUCACCAAUGUUGGAGCAUCGCUAACUUCAGAACAGCUCCUAAUUUGUGUCACACAGCAGUGAGCACUUUCCCUUCUCUUGUUUCUUGCCCCUGGGGCACUGACUCUGCUGAAGCCAUCUGCCACUCCUUGUUUUAUUGCGAGCAGUUGACAGCUGCGGGUGGGAAGUAGGUGGUUAGAAAGGAGCUGAGACCCUGUUUGUUGGGUACCAGAGACCUCUGUUGGCAAGAUAAGAUGAUUAUAUUUCCAUCCCUCUUCCCUACCCUGGACUUCUCAGAGUACUCUGCCAGUGUUAUAGAGCGGGUGAAAAGUGGUCGUCAAGUAAAAAUAUCAAAUCAAAUAUGGGAAAUUUCUAAGACCUGGUUGUGAAUUAACUGGGAAUUCACAACUUCAAGUUAAGUGAAUGUGAAGUUGGGACUCUUCACCAAUUCUAAUUCCCUUAGAAGGUGGAUGAUAUUGAUUUCAAAGUUUUGACGCUUCCGUGUCUGAGAAACCUGCCAGUGAGCCAUAAUUUAGUCAUGCUGCUUUGAUUCUUGAGACGGUGUGUCUUUCACGGUGGAAAUUUAAGUUUUUUGGAGAGAAAAAAAGAAAUCUUUUUUGGACAUGGACUUUGAAAUAAUAUGAGUACUAUUCAAGCAAGCUGGUAAAUGUAAGAGUAAAUUUUAGAUUGCAAUGGAUUCUAGAGUCCUAAAAGGCUGGAAGUUCUUACUUCCACCAUGUUUCUAAUUUAUUUUUUGAUAUUACCCUCUUUAUGCUUAUGCAUAGUGGGGCCCAAAUGACCUUAAAAUUAUGCAACCACAUUUCCUAAUUCAAGCUCUCUAUCCUGAGUUCAGUACAUUACCAGUAAUGAUUGCUUUUCCCUGAGUAUUUUAGGCAAGCAUAUUACUGCUAACCUAGUAAGAUGUAUUUGGAAUUAUUUAGUGACCUCAAAAAACUCUGUCCACAGGUUUCUUUCUUCUAAUAAAAUUGAGUAUAACUGAACUUGGCAUUUUAAAUAUCAGUAUCUGGACAAGAGCAAAUAGUCUUUAAAGGGAGAAAGGUUUAAUUGCAAGAAAUGGAUGCUGAAGGAUUACAAGGAGAUGAUAAAGUGAAGGUGCUUGUCAUUUUACUAGCAUGUUUGCUGAGUAAGGUAAUUUGUGAGACUGGAGACUGCAGAGAACAAGAAUUUAGGGACCAGACUGGAAACUGUAUCCUCUGCAAACAAUGUGGGCCUGGAAUGGAACUCUCAAAAGAAUGCGGCUUUGGAUAUGGGGAGGAUGCACAGUGCAUGACAUGCAGGCCAAACAGAUUCAAGGAAGACUGGGGCUUUCAGAAGUGCAAGCCGUGUCUGGAUUGUGCAUUGGUUAACCGGUUUCAGAAGGCCAACUGCUCUGCCACCAGCAAUGCACUGUGUGGUGACUGUCUACCAGGAUUUUAUAGGAAGACUAAGCUUGGAGGCUUUCAAGACAUGGAAUGUGUUCCUUGUGGUGAUCCUCCUCCCCCCUAUGAGCCUCACUGUACCACCAAGGUAAAUCUUGUGAAGAUCCCUUCAGCUGCUUCCAGUCCUCGAGACACUGCUCUGGCAGCUGUUAUCUGCAGUGCACUUGCAACAGUGCUCUUGGCUCUUCUCAUCCUUUGUGUUAUCUAUUGCAAGAGGCAGUUCAUGGAGAAGAAACCAAGCUGGUCUCUGAGAUCACAGGACAUUCACUACAAUGGCUCUGAGUUAUCAUGCUUUGACAGACCACGGCUAAGUGAAUAUGACCACAGAACGUGUUGCCAGUGCCAAAGAAGUACAUCACAGACAUGUGGACCAGUUCACUUGAUUCCCUCACUGUGCUGUGAUGAAACCUGUAGCAUGGAGCACAGCAGUCACAGUUGUGCUUUCCACUCACAGACCACGCUCAAUGAAAGAGCUUCUGAUUCUGUUGGAGAAAUGAUUCCUGCUUUCCUUGGUUCUCUUUCACACUCUACCUGUGGAGACAUUCCAGAUGCUUGGCCUCUUAUGCAAAACUCAGCUUGUUGUGACAGCAUUUCUGUCUGUGAAUCAUAUUCAGAACUGGCUGGAGGAUCUGCAAAAUCCUGCAGCCCUGAGACUGAAAAUGCAGCCACUGUUGAAUUGGAUAGUAACCAGGAACUAAGUGAAGUACUUAUUUCAGCUAAGUCUCUUGAUGGAAAUGUUGCAAAGUCCUUUGAAAUCUCCGAACAUAGAACGUACACAGAAGCUUCAUCGCUUCAGAACUCGGUGACUGCUGAAAGCCAGCCAAAGACAAAGUGUAAUGGAACAACAAAUGACUCUACAGACUGAUAAAGAGGGACUGGAGCUAUUUCUCUCGGCACUAAAGCUGAAUGGUUCCCUUACACUCCCCUGCUUGAUUCUCAUCAAACUUAGUCUGGUCUUCAGCAUUGCAUGGUUUCCAAACCAGCUGGGCAAAAAUGGCAUCAUUUCACACCUUCUGAGCAUUGUGUGUGAGCUGUAACAGCAGUGAAGUUAAACUUCAAGGAGCAUCCUAUGAGGACCCUGAAAGUGGAUUUAUGACCUUUUCAAUCUCUCUUUCUAUUUCCUCAGAGUCUCAAAAUAUCUGAGAGAGCUUAAUAGUAUAUGUAAAUACAGCAAGAAAUAAAAAUACUUCAGUGUAUUUAGGGGGGGUCUCAAAUAUGGCUACAGGUGUCAGAAGAUGUGGGACAACACAGGGUCAGUUACUCUGCCUGCAGAUUUGUGCAUGCAUUAGGAUUUUUUUUCUGCUGGUUCUAAUUUUAAAUAAUAUUCCUGCUAUUGAAGGACAUAAAAAAAUCCAUUUCUGUUUAUAAAAGGAUCACCUAUUAAUAAGCUCAAGCUUUUUCUAUGUAUUACAUUAUAGUCAAUAAGCUAGUUUGGGGAGUUAGAGAAUUAGCAUGUUACAGUAUGUGUGGUUGAAGUCCCCUCCAUCCAGUUAUUACAUUUUUGGGAGGUGGCAUUGUUCUGUUAAGUGUAGCAGGAGAUUAGCUGUAAGUUAGAUUUAGUUUAAUGAAGGUCAGACAUAUAGAUAAGGACAUUGUGUUUAAUUAGUAGUCUCAGUAUUGGAAAACAGCACUUCUUAUUAUAGCAUAUAAUUUUGAAUGUUGAAAUAAUUGUAAUCAAUUGUCAAAUCAAAAUGUCAGAUUACAGCAGGUGUGCCAUGAAAG